Leptopilina boulardi is the source of this 1227-nucleotide messenger RNA. Its product is annotated as replication stress response regulator SDE2. Gene Ontology annotation, cellular component: nucleus. The record is from RefSeq and is a predicted model, not a curated record. The transcript is spliced from 2 exons. NCBI's taxonomy places the organism in Eukaryota, Metazoa, Arthropoda, Insecta, Hymenoptera, Figitidae. Bases 168 to 1079 code for a protein of 303 amino acids.
CUGAUUUCAGCAGUAUACUGCACUCUGCUCUGCUUUAUAUUUCCAUUGUGAUUGCAUAUCACAGUCAUAUUAUUUGUUUUUUUUUACUUAAAUUUGUGAAAUAUUUCAUUUUGUGUUAUUUUUUAAAAAGAAAGCUUCAUAUAACUUAACAUUUUAAUAAAAUCAACAUGUUGUCAGUUAAUGUUGAUGCAGGUAAUUCCUUAAAAGCAGUUUUUACUUCACAUAUUCCUUUGACAGUUUCUCAAGUUUGGGAUCAUAUUAAACAAUCAAACCGGAUGAUUUCCAGAGAACAUUUUUACAUAAUUUAUAAUGGACGUCUUGCAAGCGAUAGCGAUGUUCUCUUUAGAGGUUCUGCGAUUGUCACACCUCGAUUUUUGGGAGGAAAAGGAGGAUUUGGUUCCAUGCUUCGAGCGAUUGGGGCUCAGAUUGAAAAGACGACUAAUCGAGAAGCCUGCAGAGAUCUUAGCGGAAGGCGUUUACGCGACAUUAACGAAGAGAAAAGGCUAAAACUCUGGUUAGAGAAAAAAUCAAAAAGUCAAGAUGAAGCUUCCGAACGAAAAAAGAGAAAACUGGAGAAACUUUGUUCAGAGCCUAAACAUGAAUUUAAGGAUCAGAAAUACGAUAAUGAACGAUCUGUUUUAACUGAAAGAGUCGCCGAUGCUGUUGAAGAAGGUUUCAAAGCUGCCGCAGCUGCCUCUACAUCCGGCACUAAAAGACUCGCUAAAAUUGAAGCAGCAGGUAAUAAAAAGAAGAAAAUCACCUUAGGUUUUGGUCUGGAUCUCGAUUCCGAUGAACUGGAUUCCACUGAUGAUGAUUCUAGUGAAUCUCAAAAUGAGAGACAAUCAGUUGGACAAGAAAACAGUGAUUCCGAUAAUGAGAGUGCAACUCUUGGCGAAAAAUCAAAAGUAUUGAACAAUUCUGAAAAAAAUUCAACACAUGAAAAGUUUGAAGCAAUUACUAAUUUAGAUAGUGAAGAAAGGUCUGGUAAUUCUGUCGAAAAAGAGAAAGAAGUUGAUGAAUGUAAAAAUCCUAACGAAGAAGUUAUAGUUGAAAAAGCAGAAUCAUUUGUAAGUAAUUAAUAAUUAUUAUUAAGUUUUAAUUAUUUUACAAUAAAGUUAUUAAUGGUAUUUAUUUGUUUUGUUGUAAAUAAGCAAAUAUACUUUAAUGUUAGAAUUGUAAUAGAAAGUAUGUUAUAAUUAAAAAAAAAAAUACUGAAAAUGAGGAAUA